Messenger RNA from Leguminivora glycinivorella, 2620 nucleotides. Its product is annotated as cytochrome b5-related protein-like. Gene Ontology annotation, biological process: lipid metabolic process. The record is from RefSeq and is a predicted model, not a curated record. NCBI's taxonomy places the organism in Eukaryota, Metazoa, Arthropoda, Insecta, Lepidoptera, Tortricidae. Gene Ontology annotation, molecular function: heme binding. Gene Ontology annotation, cellular component: mitochondrion. The transcript is spliced from 5 exons. The coding region runs from base 47 to 1423 and encodes 458 amino acids.
UGAUAUUUGACGUCCACAGAGUGCAGACGCAGACAAUUAAAUAGUCAUGGCGCCAAUGGGAGCCGAGUACAUUGAAAUAGCCCACCAACGGGCUAUCGAGAAAAAGACUCAUGUGACGUUCCCUCAGCUGAAGUACCCGUCGCUAAGGGAUACCGGUUUGAAGGACUCUGUGCAAUGGCUGGAGGGCAAGGCGAUGGAUGACGGCGCUGAAGGCUUGUGGCGUGUACAUAACGGCCUGUACGAUUUAGACGCGUUUAUAGACAAACAUCCUGGAGGCGCGGAUUGGUUGGAGCUUACUAAGGGUACUGAUAUCACAGAAGCAUACGAGUGUCAUCAUUUAAGUAGAUCAGUUGACAAAAUUUUAGCAAAAUACUACGUAAGAGACGCAAAAACACCAAGAAACUCUCCGUUCACUUUCGAAGAUGAUGGUUUUUACCGAUCACUGAAGAAAGCGGUUUCUGAGGAAUUACUGAAGAUUCCAAAAAGUGUUACUAAAACGUCGGACAGGAUUAUAGAUAGCUUAUUUGCAGCAUAUUUACUUUUGGCAGCGUUCUCAUGCUACACGAAGAUAUCUGUACUUGCGAAUCUGUCGUGGAUGCUCGCUUCAUUAAUGCUCGCGUGGACAGUGGUAGCAUCACAUAAUUACAUACACAGGAGGUCUAACUGGAGAAUGCAUCUGUUUUCAAUGUCUUUGUGGUCUUACCGAGACUUCAGAGUGUCACAUGUUCUAUCUCAUCAUCUGUAUCCUAAUACGCUCAUGGAUUUGGAAGUCAGUGCCUUUGAACCUUUAGUGUAUUGGAAUCCAAGAAAAGACAAACCUUUCUUUUCUAGAUACUUUGCAUUUAUAAUCGAACUGUUCUAUUUUCCGUGUGCAUCCAUCGUUCACUUCUUUGUUAGGAAUUUAUCGGCCAUAUUUCGUAAAGACUAUUUCAAGAAGCACUGGCGUGUGACGGACUUGAUCGGUUUUCUGGUGCCGCUAUGGAUGUGGCUGGUCAGCGGAGCCACAUUCUAUCAUGUGAUCACCACUUGGUUGUGUAUUGUGGCCGGCGCCAGCCUGACCUUCUACAAGAUUGGUUCGAAUGCAGCUCACCACCACCCUGAUAUUUGGAAAGAUGGUGAUCAGCCCAGCUACAACACCGAAACUCCAGACUGGGGUGUCCACGAGCUCGAAGCUGUCAUGGACCGCAAGGAUAUCAACAGCAACCACUUUACCAUCAUGACGUUCUUUGGGAACCACUCCCUACACCAUCUCUUCCCCACUUUGGACCACGCCACACUAACGUACCUGAUCCCCAUAUUCGUUGAAUAUGCUAAAAAAUUCAGAGCCAACUUCAGAGAGUCGAAUCAGUUUGAUCUGUUCAUCGGACAAUACAAAUGCGCUUUUAACACGGAGUUCAAAAUACAUGGCAAGAAAGAGGAAUAGACGAUUGUAGAUGUUGAAGCCAUACAUAAACUGUUUAAUAAUCUGAAUAAAAACAUAUACCUAAAAAAACUUUUUUCUAAAUCUUGUGUAACGAACAUGAUAAUUUCAAAGUUACCCGCCGGCGACAAUAGAUCUGGAAUAUUUGUUAGGUAUUAGUAAUUUCUUAUGCUACUAUUCAGACAUUUUAAGUCCUUCUGAUGAACAAAAAACAUUUUCAUUACCCCAACUGGCAAAGGCUCUCUUGGUACUUCAAAAACUAAUGACAAAGUUGCAUUUUAUCCACAAGACUGCAAAGUAAUUUCAUACUUUAAACUUCAUGCCCAAAGUUCGACGUCAAAAAUGAAGAUUUUGAAAAAUAAAUGGAUGAAUUUGAUGUUUCACAGUUGAUAUUUUCCUCGUGUUGGUGUGGUGAAAAAUGUUAUGUUACUCGGUGGCAAAAUUUGUUUAACCUACGUGCCUAGAAACCCUCGUUACGCUCAAGAUACCAUAUCGCUACGCUCGGGGUUCAACAACUUUGCCCCCUUGUAAAACAAAUAACUGUUCUAUUGAUUUAACAUGGUGCAUUCAUAAAUUACCUACCUACUUACUACUUGAUCACACGUCGCACAGAAAUUUGUACCUGAUAUCAAAAAGACGAAUCCGAAUUCCAUGGAUGUGACUCGAAAAACUUGGCAGGCCCAAUUUGUUCCGUAAGUGUUGUUUGAGAGAUGUAAUAUAAAACUAAUUUUAGACAGUGCUUGUUUUUAAAACAUAUUAUUUGUUAUGAUCACAAAAAGAUACAAUUUAUCUUACGUAACAUAAUUAAAUAUUCACUUGUAAACAAUAGUUAUUACUUAUCUGUGAAAAGAUAACAUUUGAACUAUUAUAACGUUAUGACUUCUACCAAUUAACUCAUGAAUCAAUUCAUGUGAUAAGAAAGAAUACAUAAAUACUUUAAUAGUUUGAAGGUGUCUGUGUAACAGGGCCGUGCUGUAAGCUUUAUUGCAAUCUAACCUAACCUAACACUAGUACUUCGAUUUUAUAACUGUUUUGUUUUGUCAAAAGAUCAAAACAAUCAAUAAAAUUAAAAACCAAGGCGUGACUACUCUGUUAGCAAUAAAGUGUCUAUUGUUGUUUGAUAUGCAGGGUUUUUGUAGUUUAAGUGGUGCCCUCUAUUUUGUAACAUACUAAAAUAAUAUGUGAUGUUCACAAUGUUCA